AUGAAGGCCAAGAGCGAUUUCAGAGUUGUGAUCGGGGGCGGCAGCAUUACUGGCCUCACCCUGGCCAACAUGCUGCAGCUCUACGACAUCGACUUUGUCGUACUCGAGGCAUACGACGAUAUUGCUCCCCAGGUGGGCGCCAGCAUUGGUCUUCUGCCGCACGGGAACAGAAUCUUGGACCAGCUCGGGCUGUAUCAGAAGAUGUUGGAGCUGUGCCCGCCUCUGGACUCGUUCCACUUUCGCGAUCAGAGGGGCAAUAUCAUCGCCGAAUUCCGCGGCAUGAAUAGAUCUAUGCAUGAGAGGCACGGCUAUCCCAUCAUAUUUUUGGAUCGGCAAAUGGUCCUCCGUGUCCUCUACGAGAACAUACGGGACAAAUCCAAAAUUUUGACCAACAAACGGGUCCGGGAUGUGGACAUGUCGGAUGAUGGAGUUGCGGUCACGACGACCGACAACUCGGUCUACAGGGGUGACAUCCUGGUCGGGGCCGAUGGCAUCCACAGUCAGGUGAGAAAUGAAAUGUGGAGGAUCGCCAACAAGUCCUCUCCGGGCUGGAUUCCAUCCGACGAGCACGACUGUGUUCCCUGCGACUAUGGAUGUGUAUUUGGCAUAUCCAACCCCUGCAACGGGAUUGAGCCUGGCGCGUCCAACUCGGUGUUCAAGAAGCAUGAAUCCUACAUCAUCAACGGCGGCCCGGAAGGCCGUGUGUACUGGUUCUAUUUCUUCAAGUUGGCGCAGCGCGCCUACGGCAGCGACAUUCCAGUCUACACGGACGCGGACCGAGAUAAGGUGCUCGCGCUGCGAGAAAACGACGACAUCACGCCCAACCUGAAAUUCAAGGAGAUCCUGGCCCAGAGGAUCACGUCGGUCCUGGUGCCGCUCCAGGAGUACGUCUUUCGAAAAUGGUAUUUCAAGCGCAUCAUCACCAUCGGCGACGCCGCACACAAGUUCCAUCCCAUUGCCGGCCAUGGUGGUAACGCUUGUAUCGAAUCCGCGGCCACUUUGGUCAACGCACUGCGGGAUGAGCUGGCAAAAGCCCGACCCGGGAAGCCGACCCUGGCCCAGAUUGAACACGCCUUUGCCCAUACCGAAAGAGUCCGACAGGAGCGGACCGAGACACUCAAGUGCCAUUCUCACGAGCAGCAGAGAACCGAGCUCCUCGACACGCCUCUCCAUUCCUUCAUCGCCUUCCAUCUCCUGCCCUUGACAAAUGUCGAGGAUGUCACCUUCAACUUUUCCCGCAACAUGCCACUUGCGGAAAAGCUCAGCAGCCCCAAGAUGACCCCGGUCCCGAGACUCGUGCCCUACAAGGAUGAACUCCUCGGCACCCCGUUCCCCAGGGGAGCAAAGAAAUGGUACUUUAUCGCCUUCUACCUGCUUAUUGGCGCACUCGUGCAUUACGGCAUGUGGGUGCGGUCGGCGCAUUACGAUCUGGGAAGGCACUUUGGAAGCAUCCUGACGACAGGGCGGUUUUCGUACGAUCCCGGAUUCCCUCUCAAGCGCACAUAUACUCACAUCAAGCCCAUUGACGACUACCUGACGUUCCUCGCCGUGGCGUACAUGCCCGCUGUCAACAACUGGGACCUGAGCUUCGCGACAUUGCAUACGUACUUUCUCGGGAUGCUGGUUCAGCCCAUAGCGGUGUGGUCGGUCGAAGCGUACCGGAAGCGAAACGCGCUGACACCCAUCACAUUCAUCACAGUGUGGUUCACCCUGGUCCAGUACGCCGGCGUGGGAAUCUACAUGCCCAUCUACUAUGCCGCCUAUACGUAUAUCUCUGAGCCGGAAACGUACUGGUGGCCACUCAACCGAGAGGUCCCGAUUCAACAUGCGUCCUCGCUGAUGUGGGCAGUCUUGAUCGGUUAUGCCCUUCCAACCGUCCUCAUGUACGUGCCGUGGAAGGACCCCAGCACAAUUCAAAUCUUCGAGUCUCUUUGGCAGCCGUCCCCCGUGUUUGUACCGCUCAUCUGCGGUGUUCUGGGAUAUAUUUGUGUCAAGAGACACAACAUUGUCCAGGUCUCGCGGAAAGCCAACGAGCCGUUUCCGGACAUCCCGUACUUGAAGAGCCUUUACUUCGUCACGGGCGUGCUGGGCGCCGUGCUCCACGUCUAUUCUCUCAGCAAGAUUUUCUUCUCGCCGGACCUGAGCUUAGCAUCGGUCUUCUGGCCCGAUUUUUCUGCCCAGCCAAAGGACCUGACGGAGGGACUGAAGAGCCUGUUCUUGGCUGAUUUCUGGGGUUUCCAAAUCGCGUCGUAUGCUUGGCUUUGUAUGGCGGUCUGGGAUAUCAAGCGGAUGGGCCGCACCACCGUCGACUUCGGGGCGGCCUCGGCUCUCAUCGCCCUGGGCAGCCUCAUCAUCGGCCCCGGUGCCACCAUGUCGGCGGUGUGGUACUGGAGAGAGAUUGCCAUGUCCAAAACGACCUUUGCCACAGGUCUCAACUGA
Molecule: messenger RNA, 2439 nt
Organism: Fonsecaea nubica
Lineage: Eukaryota; Fungi; Ascomycota; Eurotiomycetes; Chaetothyriales; Herpotrichiellaceae
Exons: 5
Coding region: 1-2439 (812 amino acids)
Molecular function (GO): FAD binding
Source: RefSeq, a predicted model, not a curated record